GGGUUUCUUAAUUGCUACUACUGGCCAAGAAUGCAAAAUUCUCUUCCUGACUUUUCAAGGUCUUCGUCCUCCUUACUUCUCCUUUCAUUUCAUUUCCUCUUCAAUAUCUCCGAAAAUAAAUAUCAAGCUUUUCUCUUCCGGGUUUAUUCAAUAGAAUCUUCAUAAUUUUAUCAAUCCUUUUUCCUUUUGGCUUCUUGGGAUUCUGUAUCGCUUUUCGCUGAUCAUUGAAGCGUCUGUGGACAUGGGCGACAUGAAGGAUAAAUUUAAGACUUUCAUGAAGAAAGUCUCUCCAUCACCCUCCGGUAAAUUCAAGGGUCAAGGAAGAGUUCUAGGAUCGUCCUCAUCCCCAUCUUCAUCUUCUCCAUCCAGUAGUUCUAUUCUUCUCCGUCCUCCUCAGAAUUCGGGUCCAAAACCAGGCUCUGCAUCGGCGAACUCUCGACCGUUACCCCAGAAAACGAUCGAUUCGGAGUCGAAUAGGAAGGAAGGCUCGAGUAAGUCCAAUCCUGAUCGCAAACCGGCGGACGGGUUUGACCCUUACGAUUCAUUGAUAACUACGGGGAAGAGAUCUAAAAAUGGCUGUUCUUUGGAUGUGUAUGAAUGUCCCAUAUGUGGGCUAUCGUUUAGGUCCGAGGAAGAGGUGUCUAUACAUGUGGAUACCUGUCAAGGUAACCCAGUUGAGCCUGAUGACGGAAAUGGUGUCUUACAAUUACCUGACAAUGGAGUUCAGUCAAGAACUGAAUUGGAGGCUUGCAUCAGCAUGUAUAUGUCAGGGAAGCCAUCUGAGGGUUCAGUUGAAGUUGUCCUCAAACUGUUGAGGAAUAUUGUGAAGGAACCAGAUAACGCGAAGUAUAGGAAAAUUAGGCUGACUAAUGCAAAGAUAAAAGAGGCUGUUAGUGAGGUUGCAGGAGGAAUUGAGCUGCUGAGCUAUGUAGGAUUUGAGCUAAAGGAGGAGGAUGGGGAGAGAUGGGCAGUGAUGGAAGUUCCUAUAGAAGAUCAAAUAAAAUUGAUGAAGGAGGCAAUAGUAUUAUUGGAAUCACCAGUACUACAAGAACCUGCAAAGAGAGACAAUUUGGCAUCUGAAACAUGUGCUGAGAUGGAUGAAGAGGCAGAACCGAAAAAGGUGGACAGACAGGUAAAGGUCUUCUUUGCUGUACCAGAAAGCAUUGCGGCAAAGAUUGAGCUGCCAGAUUCUUUCUAUAACCUUUCAAUUGACGAGGUGAAAAGAGAAGCUGAACUAAGGAGGAAAAAAAUUGCGGAGUCUCAGCUUUUAAUCCCCAAGUCACUAAAAGAAAAGCAAGCAAAAGCUGCUAGGAGGAAAUACAGAAAAGCUAUGAUUCGGAUCCAGUUUCCAGAUGGAGUAGUGCUUCAAGGUGUAUUUAAUCCAUGGGAACCAACAACUGCUUUAUAUGAGUUCGCCAGCUCCGCAUUGAAAGAACCAAGUUUGGAAUUUGACCUAAUGCAUCCUGUACUUGUUCAACGACGGGUAAUCCCUCAUUUAGCUAGAGCAGGGGAGAAAGCCGUAACACUAGAGGACGAGGAUCUGGUGCCUUCAGCUCUUAUUAAGUUGAAACCUCAUGAAACGGAUUCUGUUGUUUACACAGGCCUCAGAAAUGAAUUGCUUGAAAUCAGUGAACCUCUCUCAUGAGAGAUUAAACUGUUGCU
This is a messenger RNA of Neltuma alba, 1662 nucleotides long. Its product is annotated as plant UBX domain-containing protein 2. Gene Ontology annotation, molecular function: protein binding. The record is from RefSeq and is a predicted model, not a curated record. Bases 242 to 1645 code for a protein of 467 amino acids. Gene Ontology annotation, biological process: defense response to fungus. Lineage: Eukaryota; Viridiplantae; Streptophyta; Magnoliopsida; Fabales; Fabaceae. The transcript is spliced from 3 exons.